AUGUAUGGUGUAGGAACAUGGAGUAACCCGUCGAACCCAAACCUUCCUCCGCCGCCGCCCCAAGGUGCCCAGAGUUUCGGUCAGGGUGCCCCCGCCAACUAUCAGUUUCAAUACUCGACAUGCACUGGUCGUCGCAAGGCGUUGCUCAUCGGUAUCAACUAUAUUGGCCAGCCGAACGCACUCAAGGGCUGUAUCAACGAUGUCGCGAGAAUGUCUAAUUUCUUGCACGAGAGGUAUGGAUAUCGCAGGGAGGACAUGGUCAUCCUCACCGACGACCAGCAAAAUCCCAUGAGCAUCCCGACCAAGGCGAAUAUUCUCCGCGCCAUGCAGUGGUUGGUGAAGGAUGCAAAGCCCAAUGAUUCGCUGUUCUGUCAUUAUUCCGGGCACGGUGGUCGGACGCCGGAUCUUGACGGGGAUGAGGAUGACGGAUACGAUGAUGUGAUUUACCCCGUCGACUAUCGGACUACAGGACAUAUCGUAGACGACGACAUGCACGCGAUCAUGGUUCGCCCCUUACAACCGGGCGUUAGACUGACAGCCAUAUUCGACUCGUGUCAUUCUGGCACUGCUCUUGACCUGCCCUACGUUUAUUCCACCCAGGGUAUCCUCAAAGAGCCUAAUCUCGCCAAAGAAGCCGCUCAAGAUCUGUUCAGCGCUAUCAGCUCUUACGGAAACGGUGACUUUUCCGGCAUGGCCUCGACAGCCAUGGGUUUCCUCAAGAAAGCCACGCGUGGAGAUGCCGCCAGACAGCGAACCGUCAUGACCAAGACCUCUCCGGCAGAUGUGGUCAUGUUUUCCGGUUCCAAAGACACUCAGACAUCAGCCGAUACGUUCCAAGACGGCGAAGCAAGAGGCGCUCUCAGCUGGGCGUUUAUCAAGACCCUGCAGCAGGCGCCUCACCAGAGCUACCUCCAGCUUUUGAACAAUAUCCGGUCCGAGUUAGAAGGGAAAUACACCCAGAAACCACAGCUGAGCUGUAGUCAUCCUUUAGGUAAGUCCUUAUUGAAGUGA
Molecule: messenger RNA, 1011 nt
Organism: Penicilliopsis zonata CBS 506.65
Lineage: Eukaryota; Fungi; Ascomycota; Eurotiomycetes; Eurotiales; Aspergillaceae
Exons: 6
Coding region: 1-1011 (336 amino acids)
Biological process (GO): proteolysis
Molecular function (GO): cysteine-type endopeptidase activity
Source: RefSeq, a predicted model, not a curated record